AUGGCCGAAAUUUCGAAAAGGUGGGCCACAUCCAUGAUAACGGGUGGAAAUCCGCUUGUGUUCACUGGACCAUGCUCAUUCCCUGCAGUGUCCUCUGUGGAUGGUAAAUAUUCCAUUGUGCUAUUGAGCCGCCAAAUCAGAGUGUACUUGCUUCAAACCCGUCAGUGCAUAAGAACCGUGGACAUGGAUAUGCUGAAGGUAGUUGCAGUGUGUUUGGACCCAGGAAAUAGUUCCCAACUAGCAUGCUUCACUAAGAAGGACAUGUUCUAUGUCUCUUGGCAAGAGAAUCUCGCAGAGCCAGUGGUGGCCACGCUCGCAAUUGAGCCAACGAUCGAAGGGUUUGUCGAUGUAUUCAAGAGUGCUUCUGACUGUUACUAUGUCUUAGCAGAAAAUGACUCGGUUCUCUCGGUUUUAUCCGUCGACAGAGAAACAGCCAAAUCUUGCGUUUUGUUCCAAAUCGAGGGCGCCCAUGAGUAUGCCGUAUCAAGAAAUGGACACAAGCUUGCUGUUGUUCUAGAGUCGCUGCAAGCUCUUUUGUACGACCUAACUGCAGCUGUGUCUGCCCCAUCUGCAAAACAUACCCAGCUUGGCUUCCAAGAUGCUAUUGAAAGAACAGUAGAAUCAUUUGCUUUCCCUCACAAAUCUGUCUCAUGCAUGGCAGUAUCCAGUACAGGUAUAAUAGCUAUUGGUACAUUGCUGGGACACAUAAAUGUCCUCUACGGAGGCUCAUCCACAGGUACGCCAAAGGGAUUCCUCCGCUGGCACAUUGAACCAGUAAAAAGUGUCGAGUUCUCCGUCGAUGAGAAUUACUUGGUUUCUGGUGGUACCGAAAAAGUAUUGGUCUUCUGGCAUUUGGUCCUGGACCGCGCCCAGUUCCUCCCUAGAUUAUCUGGACCAAUUGAUAGAAUUUUUGCAGACUCCAACAGACCAGAUCAUUACUCUGUGGCCUUGAGAAUAUCGGAGGGAGCCCUGAAAAUUGGCGCUCAUGAGCUCUUGGUCAUCUCGGGCUUGGACUUGGUGUCUCGUUUAUCAUACGCUCCAGUCUGUCCCACAUUCAACAGUUCAAUGUCCAAAGCUCUUAACGCUGCAAGGAAGCGUCACCAAAAGAUUGGCGGUAACGUCAAGUCAAUUAGCCACAACAUAACAGCAAAGUUGACCAUGCAUCCAACUACUAAGCAUAUGUACACUGCACAAGGUUCGUCUGUCCAAGCAUAUGACCUAAUUAGAGGCGAGCAGGCUUUUGUACAACACAUCGCUCCUCAAGUUUCGACUGGUAAAGUUAGAAGCGAAAAGAAGCUUGUAGAUCCCGAGGUCAAGGAAAUUAGCUUUACCACUGACGGCGCUUGGAUGGCAACUUUCGACUCAAUGCCAUCUCUGAACUUUGACAAUUUGAUGUCAAAAAACGACACAUCUUAUGCAUUGAAGUUUUGGUUCUGGAACGAGUCUUCCUGGGAACUUACUCUGAAGGUGGUCGACCCACAUGGCCCAGGUCUUGAGAUCGGCUGCAUCUUGAGCAAUAGCGCCGAAUCAUUCACAACCAUUGACAAAAAUGGCGGUAUCAGAAUCUGGCGCCCUCGUCUGAACAACCCUCUGAGAGCAGUUAAGUCCCUGGUGGCCAGUCAAAAACACUCUACACAAACAGUUUGGACUCUCCGAAGAGCGUCUCAAACGUCAACCAUUACUUCUCCAGUCUCUGCUUGCUAUGCACCUGAUGGUUCUUUCUUGGUAGUAUCACACGACAAUAUUGCCAAAAUUUACGAUUCCGCUCAACUUCUCCCAAUCGACUUUGCCAUUCCACCUGUCGACCUGCCCAUUGAAUCUUUAGCAAUAACCGGCUCGUGUUUGGUGAUAACCUCGCAGCUGAAAAUACUCUCUUACGAUCUCGUAAGUGCUCGCGAGGCUCCUCUUUUCUUGCAUGUUUUCGCUCGUGGUAUGGGUAACUUAGUCGCUGUUGAUACUAAUAAGCAACUCAUUGCUGUGGCAUACAAUGAAUGGGACACUGAAGCUGAAUCGUCUGUUUAUAGCACCAUCUCAGUCUUCUCGCCAAACUCGCUCGUUCCAAUCUACUCUACAACAUCGCACAAAGCUAUCGCCUCAUUGGCUACUACCCAAGCAGGAUUUCUAUUUAUGAAUGUAGAUUCAGAAGUGGGAAUUUUGAGUUUGGAGGAUAAGAAAAAGAUUGCAGGAAUCCAGCAAGAAGACGACAUUUCUGCUCAGAUGAACAAGAUGUUGAUCAAUGCGCAAGCAGCUGCCAAUGUCUUGUUUGCCAAAACCGUUAACAGAAAGGUACAAAGUGAACAAGUCGAAGACUCCACAAAGUUUACAUCUCAGAAGUCUGUAGACCCAGCAUUAUUGCUGUCUAUCUUCAAUAAUGUUGACGGUGUUGGACUAGAUUCCUUGUUCGAAAAAGUUGUUCGGGUUUCACAGUAA
Molecule: messenger RNA, 2430 nt
Organism: Australozyma saopauloensis
Lineage: Eukaryota; Fungi; Ascomycota; Pichiomycetes; Serinales; Metschnikowiaceae
Gene: NAN1
Product: Nan1p
Exons: 1
Coding region: 1-2430 (809 amino acids)
Biological process (GO): positive regulation of rRNA processing; positive regulation of transcription by RNA polymerase I
Cellular component (GO): nucleolus
Molecular function (GO): protein binding; RNA binding
Source: RefSeq, a predicted model, not a curated record